AUUAUUUUAGAUGGAUUGCUUGGAGGAAAUUUUCUUAAAUCCAAAUGCGCCGGAAGGUGUAAAUGAAGAGUUUGUGUACGAAGAGCCCGAUGACGAAUUUGAAUCCCCAGAUGUCCGUGAUGAAUUUGAUUACGAUCACGAUGUUUUUUAUACCAAGGAGGUGUUUGACACACACAUAGAUUUGGUAGACUGGGCUCAAAGAACGGCAAAGGAGCUUGGUUAUGUGUUAGUAACACGAAGAUCAAAUGUCACAAAAGGCGGAGAAGUUAAAAAGGUGGUCCUUAUUUGCAACCGUGGUGGAAAAAAAGAUAAGCGGUCAACCGGGGCACCCAAAGGGAGUACCAAAAUUGACUGUCCAUUCAAAUUGGUAGGCCGUCUGACAAAGGACCAUAGUUGGUGGGUUGAAGUUAUAGAUCACCGACAUAAUCAUCCAUCAGCUUGUAAUUUGGAAGGUAUUGCGCGUUGCUAG
Messenger RNA from Erigeron canadensis, 469 nucleotides. RefSeq lists its product as uncharacterized. Lineage: Eukaryota; Viridiplantae; Streptophyta; Magnoliopsida; Asterales; Asteraceae. The transcript is spliced from 3 exons. Bases 11 to 469 code for a protein of 152 amino acids. The record is from RefSeq and is a predicted model, not a curated record.